ACAAAACCAUAUCAACUACUACACCCUCUCAUACAACCCAAACACCAACAUUCAUCCCAGCCGGGGCGAAGUAGUAGUUAGUUCCUAUGAAGCGGCUUACUCCGUAGUUAUUUUGAUGCCCCACCAAAAACCCCGCCGAAGCUUUCCGUCACCAGCUGAGCCCAGUCAACAACAACCUCCACCACCACCACCAUCGUCGUUCUCUUCGCUACUAUUAUAUUAGAGCGUCUUUGUUCCUUGAAAUUACUCGGUCUUAUUAUUUCCUCUACUGUAGCAACUUAAACUCUACGAAUACCUUACAGUCGCUAUCUAUCUUAACCUCAAAAAUGUUGAUCAAAGUCCGUACACUUACCGGAAAGGAGAUCGAGUUGGACAUCGAGCCUGAUUACAAGGUUUCCCGGAUAAAGGAGCGCGUCGAAGAGAAAGAGGGUAUUCCUCCUGUCCAGCAGCGAUUGAUUUUCGGUGGAAAGCAGAUGGCCGACGACAAGACUGCUUCGGAAUAUAACCUGGAAGGUGGUGCCACGCUACACCUUGUUCUUGCCCUGCGUGGUGGAUGCUUGUGAAUGUGUAUGGUGUGACAGAAGGGGGAUGGAGUAAAGAGGAAGAUAUCUGUAUGAUGCUUCAGAGCCGGUAUUCUGAACGCUUUGUAGCGUUGGUUUCUUGUUUCGGGGCUAUGAGCAUGCAUGUAGGUUUCGAUCCUGGGGCUGGAUGGGGGGUUUUAAUGAGCUACAAACCAACAAUGCAGUAAUGACAGUUCUUUACAUACUUUUUGCAGAAGAUGGAGAUUGGUU
Molecule: messenger RNA, 791 nt
Organism: Aspergillus neoniger CBS 115656
Lineage: Eukaryota; Fungi; Ascomycota; Eurotiomycetes; Eurotiales; Aspergillaceae
Product: NEDD8 family protein RUB1
Exons: 4
Coding region: 327-563 (78 amino acids)
Biological process (GO): modification-dependent protein catabolic process; protein neddylation; regulation of proteolysis
Cellular component (GO): nucleus; cytoplasm
Molecular function (GO): ubiquitin protein ligase binding; protein tag activity
Source: RefSeq, a predicted model, not a curated record